This is a messenger RNA of Callithrix jacchus (white-tufted-ear marmoset), 2263 nucleotides long. It is a transcript of the gene BTBD6, whose product is annotated as BTB domain containing 6. The record is from RefSeq and is a predicted model, not a curated record. Gene Ontology annotation, biological process: neurogenesis. Gene Ontology annotation, molecular function: protein binding. Gene Ontology annotation, cellular component: cytosol. Lineage: Eukaryota; Metazoa; Chordata; Mammalia; Primates; Cebidae.
GCGGGUACGAGCUCGGGCGGGCGGGACGGCGCGGACGGCGCCCCCUGCGGCCGGGCCUGGCCGGGCUGCGCUAGGCUGGGCUCGGGCAGGGUCGCAGGGGCGGGGGUGUGGCAGGGGCGCGGGUGGCAGUUCCGCGGGUCGCAGCGCCGCCGCCGCCGCCCAUGCUGCUGCCCCUGGCCUGCCUGCACGGCCGCGUCGCUCAGUGCCUGACCUCCCUGCUUUUGCUUGCAGAGCCGCUCCCGAGGCCCCGGCGCAGCGCGAGAGCGCGGGGCGCGGCGUCCACAGGCCCCGAGGCCGCCCCCGCCGCCCCGCCCGCGAAGAUGGCAGCGGAGCUCUACGCGCCCGCCAGCACGACGGCCGCAGACCUCGCCAACAGCAACGCGGGCGCCACCGCGGGCAGGAAAGCCGGGCCGUGCAGCCCGCCCAGCGCCCCCGCGCCCGCGCCGCCGCCGCCCGCGCCCGCGCCGCCCACACUCGGCAACAACCACCCGGAGAGCCCGGGCUGGCGGUGCUGCCGCCCCACGCUGCGCGAGAGGAACGCGCUCAUGUUCAACAACGAGCUCAUGGCCGACGUGCACUUCGUCGUGGGGCUUCCGGGGGCGACCAGGACGGUGCCUGCCCACAAGUACGUCCUGGCUGUUGGCAGCUCGGUCUUCUAUGCCAUGUUCUACGGGGACCUGGCGGAAGUCAAAUCUGAAAUUCACAUUCCAGACGUGGAGCCUGCAGCUUUUCUGACCCUAUUAAAGUACAUGUACAGUGAUGAGAUUGAUCUGGAAGCCGACACAGUGCUGGCUACGCUGUACGCUGCUAAGAAGUACAUUGUCCCAGCAUUGGCAAAAGCCUGCGUCAACUUUCUGGAGACAAGUCUGGAAGCCAAGAACGCCUGCGUCCUGCUGUCCCAGAGCCGGCUGUUUGAGGAGCCCGAGCUGACGCAGCGCUGCUGGGAGGUCAUCGACGCACAGGCUGAGAUGGCCCUGCGGUCCGAAGGCUUCUGUGAGAUAGACCGGCAGACACUGGAGAUCAUCAUCACUCGGGAGGCCCUCAACACCAAAGAGGCGGUGGUCUUCGAGGCUGUCCUGAACUGGGCCGAGGCGGAGUGCAAGAGGCAGGGGCUGCCAGUCACCCCACGAAACAAGAGGCAUGUUUUGGGACGAGCCCUCUAUCUGGUACGAAUUCCAACGAUGACCCUAGAGGAGUUUGCCAACGGCGCUGCCCAGUCAGACAUCCUGACUCUGGAGGAGACCCACAGCAUCUUCCUGUGGUACACCGCCACCAACAAGCCCCGCCUGGACUUCCCCCUGACCAAAAGGAAGGGCCUGGCCCCGCAGAGGUGCCACCGAUUCCAGUCUUCUGCCUACCGCAGCAACCAGUGGCGGUACCGCGGGCGCUGUGACAGCAUCCAGUUCGCAGUGGACAGAAGGGUAUUUAUUGCGGGGCUGGGCCUGUAUGGGUCCAGCUCUGGGAAGGCUGAGUACAGUGUGAAGAUUGAGCUCAAGCGGCUUGGGGUGGUUCUGGCUCAGAACCUGACCAAGUUCAUGUCAGACGGAUCCAGUAACACUUUCCCAGUCUGGUUUGAACACCCAGUCCAAGUGGAACAAGACACCUUCUACACGGCCAGUGCCGUCCUGGACGGCAGCGAGCUCAGCUACUUUGGGCAGGAGGGGAUGACGGAAGUGCAGUGUGGAAAGGUGGCCUUCCAGUUCCAGUGCUCCUCCGACAGCACCAAUGGGACGGGGGUCCAGGGUGGGCAGAUCCCUGAGCUCAUCUUCUACGCCUGAGGAGCCCCGGGGGGCCGCAGCAGGUCGGAGAGAGAGUAGAGGGAAUGUCAGAUGCUAACUGCUGCCCGACACCAUGCAAGCCACACUUCACCUUGUGUGUCUUUGGCAUGCAGUCAGCUGAAGCUUGAUUCUGGGAAGUAGACGCCUUUCCACACAGCCAGAGCCCAGGGAGUCCUGUCUUUGGCAUGUAGCCAGCUGAACCUUGAUUGUGGGAAGUGGAUGCCUUUUCCACACAGCCAGAGCUGGGGGAAUUGGGGUCUCAGGCAUCUCUGGUGUGCUGGGGUGCAUGUCUCAGGUGGAGGAAGAUUUAGGGCACAAGGCAGGCCCCAAGAUCCCAUGCCACCUGCUUUGAGGGGCUGGAUGUUCCUGCCACCGUCUUGGAUUCUAAGUGGCUCCAAGCUUAACUUGAGACCUUCCCUUUAAAUCUAAAAUUGGCUAAGUCACUUAAAAUAGUGGACUUGUGUAAUAAAGGUUGUCUAAAAUAA